GCCGGGCCUGGGAAGGUGGGGCUGGCUGGGGGAGAGGCCCCGCCUCGCUUGGGGCUGCCCCCAACUGCAGGAAGCCGCCGCUCACCUGGGACGAAAGGUGCGACAGCGGCGGCGCCCGGCUCGGCGGGACCAAAUGCUGGCUUUUCUACCGUUCUGAGCCCGUGAAGUGUGGGUGACACCAUGAUUUCAUCCAAUGAAUUUGGUCCCAAUUCCUGGGAGCUCCUUGUUACUAUUGACCACCCGUAUGAAGGAGAGCAGAAGGAGUGCACGCUUCGCGUUUCAGGGAACCUGCAUGUUGGCGGAGUGAUACUCAAGCUCGUAGAACAAAUCAAGAUAUCGCAGGAUUGGUCUGACUACGCCCUCUGGUGGCAGCAGAGGCAAUGCUGGCUCCUCAAGAACCACUGGACGCUAGACAAGUACGGGGUGCAGGCCGAUGCCAGGCUCCUGUUCACCCUUCAGCACAAGAUGCUGCGCCUUUGCUUGCCGAGCAUGAGAACGGUGAGGCUGAACGUCAGUUUCUCUUCGGUGGUCUUCAAGGUUGUCGGUGACGUCUGCAAGACUCUCGGUAUCAGGCGAGCAGAAGAGCUUUCUCUGCUGAGACGGCCGGAAGACACAAAAAAGAAAAAGAAGAAGGACAAGAGCAAAGAACCAAUCAUAGAAGAUAUUUUAAAUUUGCCUCACUCCCCAGGGAGUUUUGGAUUGCCAGCGAGUCCCAGCUUGUACAGCAAUUCCAGAACUCCAACGUACAGUCCUACCAGCGGCACACCAGACUCGACAGUUGUGUGGUUUGGUGACAGUCCACUGGCCAACCAGAACUGGAACAACCUCGCUUCCAGCCGCCCCGUCUGUACACCAGCAACGCUUGCGGAAAUAUAUCAGCCCCGAACUUUAGUUGACAAGGCCAAACUCAGCGCUGGGUGGUUAGAUUCAUCCCGAUCACUUAUGGAACAAGGGAUCCAGGAGGACCAUCAGCUGAUUCUACGCUUUAAAUACUACACGUUCUUCGAUUUGAAUGCAAAAUAUGAUGCGAUUCGGAUCAACCAGCUGUACGAACAGGCCCGGUGGGCUAUUCUGCUGGAAGAAAUCGACUGCACUGAAGAAGAGACCUUCAUCUUUGCUGCGUUGCAGUAUCACAUCAGCAAGCUGUCAUUGUCAGGGUCACAAGACUUCACCACUGAAACGGAGACAGAUGAAGUGGAGGCUGCUCUUCUGAAUCUGGAAGUAGCUCUAGAAGGCGGAAAAGCAGACAGUAUUUUGGAGGACAUCACAGACAUACCAAAGCUUGCAGAUAACCUCAAGUUAUUUAGACCCAAAAAGCUAACACUGAAAGCCUUCAAGGAGUAUUGGUUUGUCUUCAAAGACACAUCAGUAUCUUACUUUAAAAAUAAGGAAGCUGAAUAUGGAGAACCCAUUGAGAAACUGAGCCUAAGAGGAUGUGAAAUUGUGCCAGACGUAAGUGUGUCAGGAAAAAAAUAUGGAAUCAAGUUACUCAUCCCUGUUGCUGAUGGAAUGAAUGAAGUACACUUGAGAUGUGAUAACGAAAAUCAGUAUGCCAGGUGGAUGGCGGCUUGCACCUUAGCUUCUAAAGGAAAGACCAUGGCGGAUAGUUCGUACCGCCUUGAGGUCCAUAACAUCCUGUCGUUCUUGAAGAUGAAAAGCAGGACAACCGUUCCCCAAGCAGUGCCCAGCCCAGAAAGCAUGGAUGCGAAACCAGAGUGCUUUGUCUCGCCACGAUAUGCAAAGAAAUACAAGUCCAAACAGCUGACGGCUCGCAUUCUGGAAGCCCACCAAAACAUUUCCCACCUGUCUCUGAUGGAAACCAAACUUCGGUUUAUCCAGGCAUGGCAGUCGCUUCCCGAGUUUGGUUUGUCAUACUACAUAGUAAGAUUUAAAGGAAGCAAGAAAGAUGAUCUCCUGGGAAUUUCUUAUAACAGACUGAUAAGGAUUGAUUCUGCCACCGGGGAUCCGAUUACAACAUGGAGAUUCUCAAAUAUGAAGCAGUGGAAUGUGAACUGGGAGAUUCGGCAGGUUGCAAUUGAAUUUGAUCAGAACGUGUCUAUUGCCUUUACGUGCCUGAGCGCGGAUUGCAAGGUCGUCCACGAAUACAUCGGAGGCUACAUUUUCCUGUCAACCCGUGCCAAAGACCAGAACGAAACGCUGGAUGAAGAUUUAUUCCACAAAUUAACUGGAGGGUGGGAGUGAGGGCAAGAAACACCUGGAUUAUGUCAGCUCCAGAAAAAUGCAAGACGGGAAAUUCUCCCUCUAUUCAUCUCUUUUGAACAGGUGCUGAGUGUGUAAGCAGUUGUGGUCUUAAAUCUUUUUCUCCUCCGUAUCUCAGGGGUGAGCCAAGUCAAAUUUCAAUACUUUAAACCUAUUUCACUCCCAACAAAAUACUGUCACGGUAAGAUAGGUCCAUUCCGCACAGCCUAAAUAAGAUGACCUGGGGUUGCUAAGAAAGGCUGACCUGGGAAAGCAAUGUGCACAGUUUUCGUUCCAAGAUGUCGUCAGGGUGCCUCAUUUCAGUUCAAGGCGUCUUUUUUGGAGAACACUUCAAAGUGCACCUUUCCCCCCAAACCACCUGCAAGAUGUCUCCUGCCUGGUUCUGUGGAAUGCAGAGUUCAAGAGGCAUCCCGUGUUUCCCACCCCAACCAUUCUGCUCUCUGGUCAGUUUCACCCUCUGCUUGUGCCCACAUUUUGUGUGCAGCUGAAGGGAUUCUUCCUGCUGCCAUUCGCUGAAAGUAGC
This is a messenger RNA of Sphaerodactylus townsendi, 2743 nucleotides long. RefSeq names its product FERM domain containing kindlin 1 (gene FERMT1). The transcript has 15 exons. Gene Ontology annotation, biological process: cell-matrix adhesion; integrin-mediated signaling pathway. Gene Ontology annotation, molecular function: integrin binding. Gene Ontology annotation, cellular component: focal adhesion. The coding region runs from base 181 to 2202 and encodes 673 amino acids. The record is from RefSeq and is a predicted model, not a curated record. NCBI's taxonomy places the organism in Eukaryota, Metazoa, Chordata, Lepidosauria, Squamata, Sphaerodactylidae.